This is a messenger RNA of Epithele typhae, 552 nucleotides long. RefSeq lists its product as uncharacterized. NCBI's taxonomy places the organism in Eukaryota, Fungi, Basidiomycota, Agaricomycetes, Polyporales, Epitheliaceae. The transcript is spliced from 3 exons. The record is from RefSeq and is a predicted model, not a curated record. Bases 1 to 552 code for a protein of 183 amino acids.
AUGCAGACUCCUAAUCUUAACGGCGGUUCCUUUGCCAGAGAUACGUACACGGGGGUUUCUACAAGCAUAGAGAUUCAGAAUUCCGAGGAUGUCACUGGGCUGGAGAGGAUUAUGUUGGUCGCGCAGGGCGAUCUCCAGCGGCAUCUCAGUGCGUUCCUCGACCAGACAAUCACCAUAGAGUGCAUCUCCACCGAAACGGCCCUCCGCGGCACAGGCGCAUCUCCGACGAAUCCUAUUCGGCAGGAUCGUCAGGUUCAUCUCAAGUGCGGAUCCCGCGUCCUAUGCAUCGCCACGUCGUCAGUGACGCUCACUUCGCCUGAGUGCGAGCGGCUGCUCCUCGACGAGAAAUUCGCUAUCGGACAAAUCUUCCGUCAUCUCCGUGCCUACCCCAACUUCACGCUGCUCAGCGUCAGCGCUCAAGUAGUCAGCGGCAAGCGGGAGUUGAGAAGGACAUACAAGCUCGAGACCGACGGCAUCGCAUGCGAAAUUUUGGAGGUCUUCCCUGACCGUGACAUGUUCGACAAGGGAGUGGCGUGGCUGACCAGCCCAUGA